UCUCGUUGCGCUACUCUUUCUCUAUCUGUCACUCUAUCUUCCUCUCCCGUUUCCAUUCUUCGCGCCGCGAUCCCUCCCUCGCUUCCAACCCCGCGGGCCCCCUCUCCCGCUCCCACUUCGUCUUUGCCUCGAAAUGUGGCAUUCAACAGGGCUUCCACGCUGCUUGCGGUGGCGCGGAAUCCGCGCCGGUUUGCCGCUACGCGCGCGACGGCGGCCGGCGCGGGGGGGUGCAUCGCGGGGAAAUGAUGCGCAGAUUGGCCGGAUCAUCUCAAAAACCACCACCCUCCCGCCUCCUAGCCCUCCUCCUCCUCCUCCUCCUCCUCUUUCUCCGCGCUACCCUCCACCCCCUCGCGCUCGUGCUCGUCCUCUGCCUCCCUCGUGCGCGCUCUUCCGCAGGCAGGCAGGCAGGCAGGCAGGCAGGCAGCCGCGCGCUCCCCGUUACUCUCUCGCACCCUCGUCGCCGACGGUCGUCAAGGGAUGAAGUACAGCCCCCACCGCCGCCGUCACCGCUGCCGCCGCCGCCGCCGCCGCCGCACCGCAUCGCCGAACAACCGUCCCGACUGCCACGCAGCCGUCGACGACGAGUGACUGAGUCCUCCGAUUAUUAUCUCAUUUGCCGCCACGGCCAGCGGCACGCGUCGGACCCCGUGCCGCAUAUCUUCGGACGACCCCGGGGAUCCAUAGAUCCCCUUGUCAUCCCCGAUCCCGAUUGGUGGACCGUAGUUCGGCGCCAACUUCGAGGAAAUCCCCGCCGCUCGCAAGUAUACCAGCAAAAUGACGACGACCACGGGCGACCCGUCGACUCUGAAGACGCCGGCCUCCCUGUCGGGCGGUGAUCUCGUCUCUCGACUGCUGGCGGCCACUCCUCCGUAUCUGUACAACGUGCCGCUGACGCCUCACAGCUUCUUCUUCAGCGAGAUGCUGCGCUCCUUCGUGCAGGCCAAGGCGGAGGCAUCGUCGGCUGGCAAUGGCGGUGGCGGCGGCGGUGGUGGCGGCGGCGGCGGCGUCGGCGGCACAGCAAACGCGCCGCGACGCCGCAAGCGAUCCUGGCGAGACGCCCGCGACAGGCCGCUGGAGCUCACGACGAAGGAACGGCCGCAUCAUCAUCACCAUCAUCAUUAUCACCCCGACAAGUACUAUCACUCCACGGCGCAGCAGCAACAACAGCAGCAGCCGCCUCAGGUACCCACGGAGACGUCCCGGCUGGAGAACGAUGGCGGCAAACGUGCGAGCGACGUCUCCUACCUCGACGCCGCGAUGGAGAGCAAAACUGGCGCGACGAUAUUCGAUCAGAAGCCGCCCGGUUUCGGCGGUGAUAUUCUCAAGCCCAUCGACGAGAACAAGAGCGAGUGCAGCUUCCCGCGGCAGCAGCACGGCAAGAGCUUCUUCGACGAGCGGCCGCGGCACUUCGAGCAGGCUCAGCCGCCGGAGAACGUUUUCCCCGGCGGCGGGGAAACGGCGCGGAAGAUCAAACCGGAGGAUCCGCAGCAGCAGCAGCAGCAGCAACAGCAACUGGACCGCUCGAAGAGCACCGCGUCCGGCGGCGGCCAGGAGGUGUCCGCGCCUCUGCAGCUGUCGUCGGAUCAGAAGAAGCUGGACUUCUCGCGGGCGGGCCCCUUUUUGCACGCCGGCAGCAUGCCCGGCCGGGGAUGCGAGGCGAGCGUGCUGCAGGGCGUGAAGGGCUUCGCCCUGCCCGGCGGCGUGUCGAACCCGGCGGAAUUUCUACCCGGGCCCCUCUGGUACCCGCCGUAUCCGAUGCCGCAGACCUACCCCGGCAUCGAUCCGCUUCACUUCUUCAUAGACCUACGCGUCUCCGGCCACAUCUGGGACCGCAAGCACGCGAGCGAGCGCCAGCUAUCCUUCAAGAGCAAGCACUGCUCGGCCUUCAGCGUGCCGCAGUCCAAGGAGUGCGGUGGUAAUAAUCGGCCAUUGAAUCUCACCCGCGACGAGGCGACGACGUCGAGGAGCACGCCGGAGACGGAGAAUAUCCAUGGCACCAACUACAUCCUGAAGCACCUUAUGAAGACGUACCAGGAGAUACUGCGGAUGAAGGUGGAGAACGCGUCGAUGGAGAACGAGGAGAACUCGAAGGAUACGCAGCAAGCUGGCGAGGACGUAGCGAAGGCAGAGGACACUGGCAGCACGGCGACGAGUCCCGAGGAGGAGAAAAAGGACCUACGGGCCCUGAUCGGUCUCGAAUUAGUGGUGGACUACGUGAAGGAGCCGAAGGACGACCCGUCGACCGCAGAGCAGACGUCGCAAGUAGCGGAAUAACUUACAUGUAACGUUUAAAUUGCGAUUCGCAAAGAGAUGCGCGCCGGACGGGCCUUCCACCUUUAAUCUAAAUAAAAUAGCCGUAGUGUUGUUAUUCGCAUUCUCUUUCUCUCUCUCUCUCUCUCUCUCUCUCUCUCUCUCUCUCUCUCUCUCUCUCUCUUUAUCUCGUGUAACAGCUCCGAAGCACUCACCGUACUCGCGAUAAUAUUCCUCCGCCGUAAAAUGUAAGUUUACCUCAGGCGCAAGGGUGUGGGACUCGUCAGACCGUGCAACAAGACUGACGCUCGUUUCGUACGCGCGCAGGGUGUGGGAUUCAUCUCCAUACGAUCGCGACGCUUUAUAAAUGCUUUUUUUUUUUGUAAACGCUUCUACGAAUCUCCAACAGAGAUUUAUCAUUAUUUAUUGAAGUUGUUCCUAAAACUUUAUCGCGCCUUUACGUUUUCCAAAUAUAUAUUUACGACGCACGUCUAGAACGGAUCCCUUUUCUUUUUCUUUGAGGGGCGAGAACUUAGGGGGUCGCGUUACAAAUCUCGUCGUAGUGAAAUGGACGAUGCGAAUUGUCGACAUGUGAUAUGCACUGUAAAUAUUAUUACAGCAUCCCGAUGUAUCUAUAUGUAUCGAUAGAAAGUACUCGUUAUUGUAAGUUGAACGUAAAAUAAAAGCAACUGCGAUUUAACCUG
Molecule: messenger RNA, 2954 nt
Organism: Monomorium pharaonis (pharaoh ant)
Lineage: Eukaryota; Metazoa; Arthropoda; Insecta; Hymenoptera; Formicidae
Exons: 3
Coding region: 775-2274 (499 amino acids)
Source: RefSeq, a predicted model, not a curated record